AUGGAUAAAUUACUGAAAGGUAUAAUGAAAUACAGAAGUACAAAAAAAGAACAAAUGGUGCAACAAUUUUUACAAGUUAAAGACAAUCCAAAGCCAAAAGCCGUAUUUUUUAGCUGCAUAGACAGUAGAAUGAUCCCAACAAGGUUUACACAAACUAAUGUAGGAGAUAUGUUCAUAGUCAGAAACGCUGGAAAUAUAAUCCCACAUUCCCAACACUUCUUGGACGAACUCACCACAAAUGAGCCUGCAGCACUAGAAUUAGGUUGUGUGGUGAAUGACAUAAGGCAUAUAAUCGUUUGUGGACAUAGUGACUGCAAAGCUAUAAAUCUAUUACACAAACUACAAGACAACGAAUUCGCAUCUCUGGAAAACCGUAGGAAAUCUCCGCUUAGAUCAUGGCUGUGUACUCAUGCACUAUCGAGUUUGGAAAAAUUCCAACAACUCCAGUUAACUGAUUACACCAAACCUUUGAUUUUCCAAGCUGAAACUCCAAUGAGGAGGUUUGUAGCCUACAUAGAUCCAGAAAAUAAAUUCAAUGUAGAGGACAAACUUUCCCAAAUCAAUACAUUACAACAGUUGCAAAAUAUUGCAAGUUAUGGAUUUUUGAAAAAGCGCUUGGAGAGACAUGAAUUACACAUUCAUGCAUUAUGGUUUGAUAUUUAUACUGGAGAAAUUUAUUAUUUUAGUAGAGGUGCGAAAAAAUUCGUUGCUAUAAAUGAGGACAAUUUACAUAAAUUACUAGAAGAGGUUGAAACAUACUAUUCAUAA
Molecule: messenger RNA, 768 nt
Organism: Phaedon cochleariae (mustard beetle)
Lineage: Eukaryota; Metazoa; Arthropoda; Insecta; Coleoptera; Chrysomelidae
Source: the annotation of a GenBank genome assembly